UAACCAGCACGAGUACGGAUACACAGCCCUCAUGUUCGCAGGCCUGUCAGGUAGUGUUGACAUCACAGGUAUGUUUCUGGACGCGGGGGCGGAGACUGAUCAGGUCAACUCAGUGGGGCGCACAGCUGCUCAGAUGGCCGCUUUCGUUGGCCAGCACGACUGUGUGACGAUGAUCAACAACUUCUUCUCUCGUGAGCGUCUGGAGUACUACACGCGACCCCAGGGCCAGGAACUGGAGCCCAAGCUGCCCCCCAAAUUAGCCGCCCCCCUCCACAAGAUCAUCAUGACGACCAACCUGAACCCUGUUAAGAUGGUGAUGUUGGUGAAAGAGAGCCCCCUGCUGGCGGAGGUCGGUGCUCUGGAGAAAUGCUACAGAGUCAUGGACCUGCUUUGCGAGCAGCAGCAGGACAUGAACGAGGUGUUGGCGAUGAAGAUGCAUUACAUCAGCUGUGUGCUGCAGAAGUGCCUUUCCUUCCUGAGGCAGCGAGACAACAAACUGGACGCCCUGGUCAAGAGCUUGCUGAAGGGGCGGGAUGGAGACGGCUUCCCCCAAUACCAGGAGAAGUUUAUCCGCGACUGCAUUCGCAAGUUCCCCUACUGUGAGGCAACACUACUGCAACAACUAGUGCAGAACAUCGCGCCUGUGGAGAUAGGUAAUGACCCGUCGGCUUUCUCGGGUGACGACCCGUCUGCGUUCUCGGUUCUGAGUCAGGCUCUAUCGGGCCAGAUGGUUCUGAUGGACUCUGAGUUCUGUUCCACCUGCGGGGAGAGGGGAGCGGAGAGGAGAUGUUCCGGAUGCAGAAUGGUGAUAUACUGUGGCCAGGCGUGCCAGCGUCUGCACUGGUUCACCCAUAAGAAGGUGUGUAGGGGUCUAAGGAACCGGAGUGACUCCCCGAGACUACGAGAGAUCACAGACAACACAGCAGAUGACACGGCCAGCGGUGUGUCAGGAGACACUUGUGUGACGGACAAGGCCUGCGUCGUGACAGAGGCGGAGUCAGCGUCCAGCUCCCUGAAGAGCCUACGCCUGGCCCCCCCUCCCCACACACACAGGGCCCCCACACCCCAGGCACCAGGGGGCCCCCCACGGCAGGCGCCCGGAGCCCCCCCGCCCCACGCACCCAGGGCAGCCCCCUCCUCUUCCUCCACCACUUCCUGUGAGGAGGAGGAAGAGCCCCCCAGCAUGUGCCCCGCCUUCCCUGCUGACUUCCACUUCUGA
This is a messenger RNA of Engraulis encrasicolus (European anchovy), 1219 nucleotides long. Its product is annotated as ankyrin repeat and MYND domain-containing protein 2-like. NCBI's taxonomy places the organism in Eukaryota, Metazoa, Chordata, Actinopteri, Clupeiformes, Engraulidae. Bases 32 to 1219 code for a protein of 395 amino acids. The record is from RefSeq and is a predicted model, not a curated record. The transcript is spliced from 10 exons.